This is a messenger RNA of Dichomitus squalens LYAD-421 SS1, 1311 nucleotides long. RefSeq lists its product as uncharacterized. Lineage: Eukaryota; Fungi; Basidiomycota; Agaricomycetes; Polyporales; Polyporaceae. Gene Ontology annotation, biological process: glucan catabolic process. The transcript is spliced from 6 exons. Gene Ontology annotation, molecular function: hydrolase activity, hydrolyzing O-glycosyl compounds. The coding region runs from base 1 to 1311 and encodes 436 amino acids. The record is from RefSeq and is a predicted model, not a curated record.
AUGCGUCCUCACCUCCCCCUCCUCGCUUUCCUUUUGGUCAACGCCGUGCCUUCCGAUGCCAACCUAUUCGCACGCGGCACAGAGUCCCUGGCCCGCACAGCGAAUCGCUUGCAUCACCGCGCCGCCAAACGCAGUGCGGGGCUCGCAAAGGACCUCCGCCGCGCAUUCUCCGGGAUGUACUAUCAGCAGGAGCUCGCUUCGACCGAUAGCUCGCAGCGAGUCUACUGUGUCAACAACGCCAGCGGACCUACCCCCUCCGGGAGCGGCUCAAGUAACGCGAACGGUACAUCCUCGUCAGCGCGGUCGUCAGCAUCCAGCUCCGCGCAUGCCAGCUCGUCCGGGACCGCUAAGGCUUCGUCAACAGCUCCAUCUCCUUCAUCAACCAGCUCAGCGCCAUCGAAGUGGAAGCUCGUCCAGUCAUACGAAGGAGAUUCGUUCUUCGACGGCUGGGACUUCUUCACCGGCGACGACCCGACGCACGGCGUAGUCGACUACGUCGAUCAGGGCACCGCACAAUCCUCGAACCUCACCUCAAUCAACUCGGCCGGCCAUGCGAUCAUGCGCGUCGACACGACGCCCAUCAUCUCCGGCAACCGCAAGUCGGUCCGGAUCACGACGUCCUUCACCUACACCGGCGCCCUCGUCCUCCUUGACGCCGUGCACAUGCCCACCGGCUGCGGCACCUGGCCCGCGUUCUGGUCCAACGGCCCGGACUGGCCCAACAACGGCGAGAUCGACAUCGUCGAGGGCGUGAACGACUACGCCAACAACCAGGCGACGAUCCAUACCGCGCACGGGUGCACGAUCCCCAGCGCGGACAGCGCGAAGCUCGGCAUUUCUGGCGACGUCGUCGGGGGCACGAACUGCGCCGCGGCGGAGACGGGCAACGCGGGGUGCGGGAUGACCGCGACGCAGAGCAACACCUACGGCGUCGGGUUCAACAGCAACGGCGGCGGCACUAUGCAAUGGGUGGACAGCGGCAUCUCCGUCUGGUUCUUCCCCCGCAACAACAUCCCCUCCGACAUCUCCGCUGGCUCCCCUACCGGGAACAGCUGGGGGACGCCCAUGGCGUUCUGGCCCGCGACGGACUGCGAGCCCUCCAAGUUCUUCAACGCGCACUCUGCCAUCUUCGAUACCACCCUCUGCGGUGACUGGGCAGGGAAUGUGUGGAACGACGCAGGCGCGCCCGGUCAGGAGCAGAGCUGUGCCACUCGCGUCGGUGUCUCGACGUGUGAGGAGUUUGUGCAGAACAAUGGAGCUGCGUUCGCCGAUGCAUACUGGGAAGUGAACUAUGUCAAGAUCUUCCAAUAG